CUCAACAGCACAAGUCGUGCUGAACACAAGUCGUGGGUCAUCUCUCCCGGCUGGCGGCGGCAGGCGAUUCUGGGCCAUCUCUGACGACCAGCGGCGGCAGGCGAUUCUGUCCAUCUCUCUGAUUGUAGUUUUUGUGUUGGUUUUCCUCCUGGAGUUGAUAUGACACAAAGUAAACUACAUGUGGUUGAAUGCAAUGAUGAAUACAUGACUGAGGAACAUGUUGAACAUGAGAAUGUGGUUGAAUGCAAUGAUGAAUACAUGACUGAGGAACAUGUUGAACAUGAGAAUGCCAUGUUCAAAGAUGUUGAGUCAUCUCAUGUUCAACCAUCAUCUUGUAAUGUUGAAGAAGGCUUGGAUGAUAGCGAUGAUGAAGAGGACCAGGACGACACUGCUACUAAUGAACAAGGUAAUUACCUUUUGACACUCUGCUAGACAUUCUGAAAAAUUAGAAUUAGAAUCAACAAUUGCAGUACCAUCUUAUCCAGAACAGAACUGAAUGGUAACUUUUUAGAUGUGAUGGUGUAUAGUGUGGCUGUAAGGACCAUGGUCAUCAGAACAACUAAAACUAAACCAUGUAGCAUAUGGAAUGCAUUGCACUUUCAAGUUUUUACUUGGCUAGCUACACUAACUAUUGGGCAAAAGGCUUCAGCAUGCAAUAGUACACUGCAUCCUGUUUUUGCACUGCUGUAAGAUUCACUUAUUUUGCAUUAGUGGUGAUUUUCCAUCGUGUUAUCAAUGUAAUGCUCUAUAAAAUGGUGAAUAACACUAUCAGUUGUUCCUCAGACUGUUGAUCUAAAGAUAGUUCACACAAUUGUUUAUGUGUGAUUAAUUAUAAAUGUUUUGGACAUUUAUCCAUGAUCAAAUGAAAAUGGAGAAACAACCAAGCGUGGGAGGACAAGGCUAAAAGAAACAUGGAAUCUUCCAAAAGGGCAGAGGAUUGUGGUCCAGUGCAAUGAACUAAACCAGCCAGUUGGAAAAGAAGUUGCACGUCUUGGGAAUUUUCUUGGCACGGUUGCUAGGAAUGGAAAAUUGUGUAGUUUGAGCUACAAGGACUGGAGAAAAAUAAUAGGAGAGAGAGAAAAAAGACAAAUGAACAAAGAAACAAAAGGGAUAUACUAGCGCAAGUAAAGAUGAGGUUUCUUUACCCCUCGCAUGGAAAAGAUUAUAUUAAAAAAAGUUGGAGAUAGAUGGAGGGAACAUAAGUCAGAUCUGAAAGCACUAUAUUUUGAUGCAAAUAAGAGCAUGGAAGCGAAUAACACCAAUGUUCCAAAGGGUGUGAUUAAGGACCAGUGGAUUACUCUGGUCAGUAAUUGGAUGACCCCGAAGGCACAGGGGAUAAGUGAGACGAAUAGGAGAAAUUGUGCGAUGAGGAAGUCCAAACACACGGCUGGAACUAAGAGUUUUCCACGAGUUCGAGAAGAGAUGAGACUAAAGGAUCCAGAAAAGAAGUACCCACACAGGGCUGUCUUAUACAUGCAUACACAUAAGCACAAAAGCGACAAGAAUAUGAAUGAACAAGUGGUUGAUUUGAAGAAGCGUAUAGCGGAGAAUCCAGCUUUAGUAGAUACUAGUAGAGGAAAGACAACAUGGAAGGGAGAUGUUUUGAAUGCGGUACUUGGCGCAGACAAGCCUGGACAUAUACAUGGCCUGGGACGGGUUCCGAAUCCAAAUCAAGUCUUUGAUGUGUCAGCUUCACGCCACUUUCAGAAUAUACACCUUAGUUCAUUGGAGGAUACAUCAAAUGAAGAUCUUUUGGUUGUUAGACUGAAAAUGGAGAAGUUGGAGAAAAAAUUAAGGGAAGAAAAAAAAACACUGAAGGACAGGUAAAUUUGAAGAAUUUCUCCAUUAUUCAAUACAUGUACUAAUUCUUAGGUAGUAGUUACAGGGUUCUUUGGAUCAGAUAUCUGCAUCUCAAGAUGUUCCUUCUAUUGCCAAGACAAAUUCAAAAAGAAAAAGAAUUUAUGGUGACGGUCAUAGUCAACAACUUCAUACUGUUGGGCAGCAGAAUAAUGUGAUGAGCAAGGAAACAUUUCUCAAUGACAUGGAGGUGCAACCAUCAUACAAAUGCCCUGCUAUGGAUGAGAACAAUGAAACUUUGGUCCAUGAUGAAAAUGUGCACCAACAGAGGAAAAACACUAGUGCAGAUAAGGGUUCUUUGGGUCACAAGUCUACAUCUCAAGAUGCUCUCUGUGUUGGCAAGACAAAUUCAAAACAAAAAACAGAGAGUAUAUAGCGACAGCCAUAGUCAACAACUUGGUAACGUUGGGCAGAAUAAUAAUGUGAUGAGCAAGGAAAACUUUCUCUAUGACAUGGAGAUGCAACCAUCAAACAAACGUCCUUCUAAGGAUAAGAACAAAGAUACUUCUAUCCAUGAUGAAAAUGUGCAACAAGAGAAGGAAAACUCUAGUGCAAAUAAGCAUGGUGGCCAGAACAUUAGUAAAGUCUCAAGAGGAGGUAAUGCAACAAAGCAUGCCAAUAAACAACAGUGCGGUGCAACAAAUUGCCUGGGUGCCGACUCGAUAGAUGUUGGCACUAUAGUAUUUUUCAAGAGCUUGGGAAAUCCAAACAAGAAUGUUGCUCUUGGUACACUCCAAAGCACUAACCCAGAAUAUAAAGUUGAGGGUGUUCAUCUUGGUAAUCAAUUCUGGGCAGUGCGAAUUGAUGCUACAUUAGCAAAAUCAGAUCAGUUGAUACGACCUCUAAAAAAGGUCAACAUUAUUGGUCAUGCAGCAGGAUUAAUUAUCGCAUGGCCAUCAACCUUUAUUGCUAAGAUAAAUUGAUGAUGCAUGGCCCAGAUGUUGAUUGCAAGAUGGAGAAUGGGGCUGCUGUUGGAUAGUCUUAUGUAGUGUUUUACGAUGUCAUUUCCAGUGUCGAUAACUCAAACAUUAUGUUUUAGAAUGGUUGGGGCGUUGAUUGAAACGUCCAGACUUAGCUACUAUGUUAGUAUCACUUAUUGUAACCUUUGGAUCAUGUUCUUUGUAAUGCAACAAAGUCAAAUUAAUA
Messenger RNA from Triticum aestivum (bread wheat), 3003 nucleotides. RefSeq lists its product as uncharacterized. The coding region runs from base 2037 to 2780 and encodes 247 amino acids. Lineage: Eukaryota; Viridiplantae; Streptophyta; Magnoliopsida; Poales; Poaceae. The transcript has 17 exons. The record is from RefSeq and is a predicted model, not a curated record.